Messenger RNA from Trypanosoma brucei brucei TREU927, 1899 nucleotides. RefSeq lists its product as hypothetical. Gene Ontology annotation, molecular function: translation release factor activity. Lineage: Eukaryota; Euglenozoa; Kinetoplastea; Trypanosomatida; Trypanosomatidae. Gene Ontology annotation, biological process: translational termination. The record is from RefSeq and is a predicted model, not a curated record. Bases 1 to 1899 code for a protein of 632 amino acids. The transcript has a single exon.
AUGCAUCGCCAGCGCCGCCUUGUGCGUGGCCUUCUUUCAAAUUCUUCUUCUCAAAUGUUGGGAUGCCGACCUUUUUUUGGAAUGAGUGGAAGGGGCAGCGGUGGUGCCGGGGGUCGUGGGGAUUCGGGAAAAGAAGGGGAAGUUGGAGGGAAAGGAUGGUCAGGGCUGUUUAGCGGUGCAGGUGGAUUGCCACCGGGAUUUGACGAACAGAGGUUGAAGGCAGUUCAAGAAAUAUUUAAUAAACAGUCCCCUGAGAAGCAAGCGGAGCUGAUGAAAAAGGCACUCGAGUUCCAAAAGGUUUUUGGGAAGGUCCCGGGGAUUGGUAAAAUGGCGCAGAAAAAUAUUGAAAUGUUGGAGAAGGUGGUGAUUAACAACUCCAGCCAGCAGCAACAACAAACACCUCCAAAGGCGAAUGGAAUCCGCAGCAUGUCUGGGGCUGCUGAAAGGGAAAAUAAGGCAAAAAUAAAGUCGUCUAAUGAAUCGACAGCAGCCGGCUCCGCGAGAAUCUCGGGGGGUGCUGCCGGACCCACCAUUGACGAACUGAAGAAAAUUAACUUGGGACCCGAGAUUGAGGAGCUUUUCGCCGAGCUCUCCUCGAUAAGGGCAAAGAAAAAUUCUUAUCGUAGUAAAUUCCUCGCUGCUGAAACAGAUCUUGAGAAGUUGAGGAAAGAGGUUGAACAGUUGCGUGAGACAGACGCUAGUCUCCGGUCAAAGCUGCGUCGAGUGGAACAAGAUGUUAUGCUUCUCAAUUCUGAAAACAUGGAAUUGAAAGAACAUGAAAAAGAAUGGAGACAGGUAAGGCACAAAAAUGAGAAACUGACAGACGCAGUGCAGCGACUUCAACAUGAUAAUGCGGCGCAAGACCGUCAGCUCAGCGAGGCCCUGCAAGUGCAGCUAAAGGAGAAGGAUGAUAUGUUACGGUCGCUGCAACGAAAACUUGACAGACUCAGGAAGCGGGAUCCACUUCUUCAAUUUUCACUUCUCUGUAGUGACGUGGCACGGCUGUGUGAUACUGAACAAAAUGCCGCUAAGGAUGCAGCUGAGGAUGCCUUUAACAUGCUGCAGGGAAUUCACCAACAGAAGCAAGACGCUGCUUGGAAGUCAGCUAUGUUACAGGAUGGUGCAGCAGCGAAAGCAUUCAUGGCAGUGGUCCGCCGUUUUUACUUGAGUCGUGUUCCACAUGCAAACUAUGAUGCGCUUGUUGCGGUGGAUGAUGCGGAAGCGCUCCGACCUCUUGUGAGUGAAAUGGGUUUCACUUUAGAGCAUGUGGCUGCCGGUCGUUAUGUCAUCGUCGCUCCCUCUGUUGAGGUGCCCAAAACUUUUAUUGGUCCGUACGGGCUGUGUGCUGCUUUAUAUCUUGCAGGGAAAUCUGUAGAAGGAGAGAAAAUGUUUUCCUUUAAACUUACUGUUGUGUAUCCACACGUAAGCUCAACUCUGUUUGGAAACACGUGCAGGACGGGGGUGCAGUAUGACACGGCGAGGUCUAGCGGACCUGGUGGACAGGCCGUUAACGUUUCGGAGACCCAAAUUAUCGCAAAGUUGUCUAUUGAUGGCGAUGCGGCUUAUACCGCAGAGGCACAAGAUUCUCGCAGUGCACUCAACAAUCGGGAGGCUGCCACCGAGAAGUUGGCUAAAACAAGGCGUCAGCAUUACAACGAACAACUCGCGAAGCAGCACAAGCCGGAAGGGUUAGAACGCGAAUUAGUUGCUGUCGUACAGUCCACUCUUAAUGGAAACGGUAGUAGUGGAAGUGAUGGGAUGGUGGGCCCCGUCCCCAAAGAGAUUGUUGAGUUGGUAAAUGACACUGUUGCCAAGAAAUUGCUGCCUGGCGCAGAACUGGGGUUGCUGUACGGUAUGUUGUAUUUGUUUCGUGAGGCGGCGGCCGCUGCCUCCUCAUAG